Molecule: messenger RNA, 5227 nt
Organism: Rubroshorea leprosula
Lineage: Eukaryota; Viridiplantae; Streptophyta; Magnoliopsida; Malvales; Dipterocarpaceae
Source: the annotation of a GenBank genome assembly
AGGUGUGGAAGCAGCUGAGGACUUCAACAGUGUUGGAUUGUGAAGCUGCCCAAACAUUUGGCGCUGUCUGUGGGAAACCUGAACAAGAAGUCGUGCAGCUUAACCUGCUAAAAGACAAAAUGGUUCGAACCUUUACAGGAGGUCGCCCCCCAAGAAAUGAAAUGGACAAACAGGAAGGCACUCAAGUAUCCGAGCCCGGCUUGAAUGAUUUUAGGCCAAUGCCAAGAAACCUCUUCGUCGGGGGAGCCGAACAGGAGCACCUAAGUGAAACAGAUGAUGAACGAACACCAACUGGGCAUGCAACCCAGCUUGAACAGUUCCAAGUUCCAACAGAAACAAGACAAAGACCUUUUAGACCACACAAUUCACAGCAUGAACGACUUGAAAGGUCAACAGAACCUGCUCGGACAACCGAGCUUGAAGAGAGAACCAGAGUUCUCGAAAUGGCGAUGGGUAAAAUCCUCGCCCGCCUAAUCCCUGACGACCCCUUGAUUCCUUUGUUGAACAGGGAUGCACAACCAGCCGCGGUUGUUGCGACUCGAAACUCCCCCACUCUGAGUAACAUAAUAGUACCGACCAGGCCAAGGGGAAGUGGGAAGCUGAAUAUCGAGCCCAGCUCGUCCAAACACAGUGAAGAACUGAUGAGAAAGAACGCAGACCUUGAGAGACAGCUACAGGAUGUGCAAAAGUCUAUUGACGAGCUGAAAAGUCCCAGGUCGUGUCAACAGACUCUGGAUUUAGAUAGUGCCCCGCUAAACUUAUCCAUCACAGCGGAGCCAUAUCAAGAGGGGUUCAAAAUCCCCCACUUAGAGACGUAUGACGGCUCGGGUGACCCGGAUGAACAUUUACACACUUAUCAGGCCAUCAUGAGAAUUCAAAAUGCUAACGACGCCAUGAUGUGCAAAGUGUUCCCGGCAACCCUGAAAUCAACAGCCAGAAGAUGGUACCAUAAAUUCCCCAGACACUCUAUAGAUUCCUACUCCCAGCUCGCCAAGCUGUUCUCCAACAGAUUUGCAAGCCAAAGGGAGAUUAAACGCACGGCGACCGAGCUGAUGCAAGUUCACCAGAAAGAGGGGGAAUCUUUGAGGGAUUACAUGCAGCGAUUUAACAAAGCUACUUUAGAUAUCGAUAACGUCCCUGAUACCAUCUGCUUGUCUGCCCUGCUGCACGGUCUGAAACGUGGUAGGUUCCUAGAUGACUUACUGGAAAAUCCACCAAAGACGUGGAACGAAGUCAAUGAAAGGUCUCAAAUUCUGGCACAAAUCCAACACUGGAUUAGAAGGCCCCCACCCCUGUUGCAUGAUUCUCCGAGGGCAGACAAAAGCAAGCAUUGUGACUACCAUCGUGUGUACGGUCACAAUACAGAAGACUGCCAACGCUUAAAGGACGAGCUAGAGUUCUUAGCUCGCAUUGGGAAAUUAGAGGGGUAUGUCCAGAAGCCUCACACCCAGCAAACAGCUCAAACCCACUUCCUGCAGGAGUAUGACCGACCUCAAGGGCAGAGGUACCAGCUCGGCAACACGCAGGACGUGUAUCAAGAUAAUCAAUACCUUUCCGAGCAGGGCAGAACAUACAGAGGCCGCCAAUUCAAUAGGCGAGGCCAGGGUCAGAGACCUGCCACCCAGAGCCAAAAGGACAGAAGAGGAGUAGGGUGUAUCGCAAUACCCCUGCCUUCUGGUACAAUCAAUAUGAUCUCUGGCGGUAUGCAUUCAGGGGGCCAAAGUGCCCGCGCCUGCAAGGCAUACGCCCGACAGGUAAUGACCGUCAAUAAAAAUCGGCCUUUGAAACGGCCAUUUGAGGAAGCAGAAUGGGAGGCUGCAGCUAUCACAUUCACCCCGGCAGAUUAUAAGCGAGCAAACGGAGAACCCGACGUUGUGAUGCCUCAUGCAGAUCCGUUUGUAGCAACGGUCCAUAUAGGCAAUCAUAACGUCAACAAGGUCUUUAUUGAUACGGGCAGCUCGCCAGAUAUCCUUUACUGGAGCUGCUUCCAAAAGAUGCAGUUGAACCCGAGCUCGCUGCAGAAAUAUGAGGGACCCAUCUACGGGUUCGAUAAUCAGCCCGUCCCGGUGGAAAGGGUCAUAACUUUACCCAUCUAUGUGGGCUCAGAACCGCGCUUCAGGAUGGCUUCAGUCAGCUUCCUGGUCGUCAAAAUGGAGUCAGCCUUCAACGCCAUAUUAGGAAGGGCUACUCUGUGCGAGCUGAAGGCUGUUAUUUCACAGCCCCAUCUCUGCAUGAAAUUCCCAACGCCUCAGGGAGUUGGGGUGCUAAAGGGGAAUCAAAGGAUGGCCAGGGCAUGUUAUCAGGAUACGUUUAAGAAGGUUGAGCUCGCUGUGGCUCCUAAAGGCUCUGAAAACAGUAGGCCAACUCAGCCCGGCCAACUGACAAUGAGCAUAGCUGACAUUGAACAUAGACUUGAGGGCGUCGAACAGAAGGCAGAACCAGUGGAGCCAAUAGAAACAGUCCCUUUAGACACUAACGUGCCAGAAAGGACAGUUAAGAUCGGUACCAAGCUCACAGAAGCAGAACGGGCAGAACUUCUGGAGUUCUUAAGGGCUAAUCAAGACGUAUUUGCGUGGGCUACAGAUGAAAUGCCCGGCAUUCCAGCAGAGUUGACAGUCCACAAACUCAGCACGGACCCCACCAAACGGCCAGUAGUUCAGAAACAUCGCCUUUUUGGCCCAGAAAAACAAGCUGCAAUAGACGAGGAGACACAAAAGCUGCUACAGGCAGGCUUCAUCAGGAGAGUGGAGUACUCUGAGUGGGUAUCUAACCCCGUGCUCGUCAAAAAGCCAAAUGGCAGGUGGAGGAUGUGUGUUGACUUCACCAACCUCAAUGAUGCAUGUCCAAAAGACCCUCAUCCCUUGCCAAAUGUGGAGAAGUUGGUAGAGCGAGCAGCCGGACACGAACGGAUGAGCUUCCUUGACGCUAGCUCAGGUUAUCAUCAGGUUCAGUUGCUGUUGGACUACCAGGAGAAAACAGCCUUCUACGCAGGUGACGCUAUUUAUUGCUAUGUGAUGAUGCCAUUCGGCCUGAAAAACGCUGGCGCUACAUAUCAGAAGCUGGUACAAAUUAUCUUUAAGCUUCAAAUCGGCAGAAACAUAAAAGUGUAUGUGGAUGACAUGAUAGUUACCAGCGUGCGAGUUGAAAACCACAUAGGCGACCUGAAAGAGACCUUUCAAAAUUUACGCCGAGCACAAAUGAAGCUGAACCCUAUGAAAUGCACGUUUGCUGUGGAAUCAGGGAAAUUCCUAGGAUACGUGGUAUCCAAGAAAGGAAUUGAAGUGAAUCCAGACAAGGUUCAGGCCGUUCAACAGAUAGAGCCUCCCAAGACUGUAAAAGAUGUACAGCGUCUGACAGGUCAUAUAGCUGCACUGCACAGGUUUAUAGCCAGGUCGGCUGAAAGGUGCCUCCCGUUCUUUAAAGCUUUGCGAGAGCCUAAAAACUUCCAGUGGACUGAUGAAUGUCAACAGGCGUUUGACGAGCUCAAACAGUACCUGGCAUCAGCACCCCUGCUAUCCAAACCCGCGGAAGGGGAGAGUUUAUGCAUGUACCUGGGGGUUACAGAAGAGGCAGUGAGCUCAGUUCUGCUCAGAGAAGAGAAUAAAAACCAGAAGCCCAUCUGUUAUGUGAGCAAGAAACCUGAACUCUCUGGUCGUCUUAUUGGAUGGAGUGUUGAGCUGAGUGAAUAUGACCUGAAAUUUCGGCCGUGCACAACCAUAAAAGGCCAGGCCGUUGCGGACUUUCUGGUGGAGUGCAUCUCAGCAAUUAAGGAAGAAAAAGUACCCGAACACCCAGUCUGGGUUUUGUAUGUUGAUGGAGCAACUAACAUUGAAGGGUCGGGCGCUGGGGCUGUGUUAUUGGGCCCAAAUGGCUUUAAGUCCGAGCACGCAUUGAGGUUUAAAUUUCAGACGACCAAUAACGCUGCAGAAUAUGAAGCCCUUAUUUACGGACUGAAGCUGGCGUCCGAGCUGAAAGUAUUGAAGUCAUUAUUUGCCCUUUUCCAAAUUGAUAAAAUACCGAGAGCAGAUAACCACCGAGCUGACGAGCUGUCAAAGUUGGCCUCCUCGCAGGACGUUAAUCCUCAGAGAUCAACAAUUGUCAAGGUACUCGAUGCACCAAGCUACACUGAUUUCGCAGUCGAGUGUCAACUGUUAAGCACAGAUCCCUCUACAUCGAGUUGGACCACCCCGCUCACAAAUUAUCUACAAAGUGGCGAGCUACCUGAAGACAUGUCCGCUGCAAAAGUGAUUAAACACAGGGCGACACAUUUCACUUUGAUAAAUAACCAGCUCUACAAACGAGCAGCCUCAAUGCCCCUAUUACGCUGCCUUACUCCUUAUGAAGCUAAAUACGCUGUGAGGGAAGUUCAUGAAGGAGUAUGCGGCACGCACAUCGGUGGCAAAACUUUAGCUCAGAAACUCCUGAGGCAUGGUUAUUACUGGCCCACUAUGGUUGAGGACGCGCAGGACUAUGUCAAAAAAUGUCCGACCUGCCAGUUCAAUGCUGAUGAUAUACACAUGCCAGUGGGGUGUCGACCUGCUCGGCCCUUUCAUCAAAGGUUCGGCAUACCUAAGCGGAUUAUCACCGAUAAUGGGCCACAGUUCCGAGCAGUAGCAUUGAGAUUGUUCUGCAACGACUAUGGCAUUGAGCUCUCCUUGACAUCUGUGUACACCCCGCGGUCAAACGGACAGGUCGAGUCUGCCAAUAAAAUCGUUUUCUCGGCCACGGGCGAAACCCCGUUUAGCCUGGUAUAUGGAGUAGAGGCCGUCAUCCCUGUCGAGGUCGGGCUGCCAUCUGCUAGAUCAGAUCGUCAUGACGAUCAAAUUAAUGGGCAACUCUUAAGAGAGAACCUAGACCUAGUGGAGGAAGUCAGGGAAAUGGCUCGAAUUAGAAACAUGGCACACCAAGGUAGUGUAGCAAGAUUCUACAAUAAAAGGGUCCGAGCUCGUCAGUUUCAGGUUGGCGAUCUGGUAUUACGUAAGGCUGGAUUAACUAACACAUAUUCCCACAUGGGCAAGCUCGCCCCUAAUUGGGAAGGUCCAUACAUGGUUGCUCAAGUUAGCCAACCUGGAUCUUAUAUAUUAGCAGAUAUGAACGGGCGCCAGUUACCGUUCACAUGGAACGUUCAGAACCUUAGAAAAUUUUACAGUUGAUUUGUGUUAUUGUGGAAAAUUUUACAGUUGAUUUGUGUUAUUGUGGAAAAUUUGAAUAAUGUAUGAGCAGUUAU